AUAUUGCACGGACGUGAACAACAACAAACGAAUGCGACAGCUCGGGUAUGAAAAAUGCUGCGAAGACUGUUCGAGUAGCCAACGUUUCUGCACCAUCGACUUACUGUAAAUUCAUGUACUGCAUUAGCAGUCUAUAAUACUGAAUGGGAGGAGGAGCAUCUCGCGAGUCGAGCUUGGAGAAGGAGGCGAGACAGUUGCGCGCACAGCUCAAGGCCGAAGAAGAGCAGCGCAAGCAGGCGCAGGAGCACGCGCGGCAGUUGCAAGCCCGGCUGGAGGAGGCGCAUCGCGUGCUGGAGCGCUUGCAGCAGCGGGACAGGCCGGAUGCAUCUGAGACAGCACAAGCACCAGCUACGGGAGCAGCCGGUGGUGCAGAAGCAGAACGUGAAGAUGCUGUGGCAGCGGAUGGCGGUCCCGUGCGCACUGAACAUGCUGCAGCAACGACCUUAUGUCCAAAUGCGGCUGCGCCGCAGCCGCCAGCCCUGCUGGACGCCAUGGUCAUCUCCGACCCUCGGGCGCUGUCGCAGCUGCCGCCUGUGAUCCAGGACCUGCACGGCGGCAUGCCGCCCGAGCUGGCGGCCGCGCCCAUGCGCCUCAUGCUCAUAGCGGCGGUGGUGGGCUGGGGCACCGGCAUCAAGGUGUACGAGGACGUGCGGGCAGAGGAGUGUGUGGAGCUGCCUUACGCGGAUGUGAGCGAGGCGCAGUGGGCGGCCACGGUGGUGCUGAGCUGGCGCUGGGGCGCGCCCAAGCCCGCGGCGGCGCAGCCGGGCUUCAGCCCCAUGCUGCCAACACAGUUUGCGGAGCUGGUGACAGCUCUGACGCGGUUGCAAGACGCGGGCUUCACCUAUGUCUGGAUUGACUGGAGCUGUGUGCCGCAGUACUCGGCGCCGUCCAUGGUGGAGGUGCUGCGCUCCAAGGUAUUCUACGCCCGCGCCCGCGCCAUGCUGGUCAUCCCCACCUUCCACCCACUGCCCGCAGAGGGCAUUGCGCGGCCGCUGCUGGCGCGCGUGCUCACACUGCUGACGGAGCAGCAACAACAGCAGCAUGCAGCGGAUGUCGCAGGCAGGGCGGCGGCCGGCAGCAGCAAUCCAGCAGUAGCAGAGGAUGCGGCAGCAACAGCAGCUACAGCCGCCGCGGUGGGGUCAAUGCUGGGCAAGGGACACGUGGCGUGUCGCGAGUACCUGAGCCGUGUGUGGACAUUGGCGGAGCGGCUGGCGCGCUACGGACACGCGGAGCCGCUGUGCGCCUGGGUCAGUCUGGAGGCGUGGCUGGGCAUGCUGGCGGACGCGGUGAUGGCGGCGGCGGGCGUGGCACAUGCGUGCUGGGGGCAGCAAGCGGCCGCCGGCGCGCAGUCGACUGUGGCGUUGUACCGCAAGAUCCUGGACCUGGGCACACGUCUAGAGAAGGGCGCAGCGCAAGAGGGCGCAGCAGAGGAGGGUGUGUCGGGAGCAGCAGCGGCACCGGCACUGCUGGACACCCUUGUGCCGCUGCUUGCCGCGGCGUCCGGCACCGGCAGCCUGCUGGGGUCGGGGUCCCAGGGGCUGGAUGUGCAGUUUGCGGCGCUGCUGCGGCUGGGCACGUGUGUGUGGCGGGACGCGCAGCUGGAGGAGGCGCCCAGCGAGGCCUGGCUGCUGGGCUACCUAGGCGACAUGCAGGCGGGCGUGUACCAGGCCUGGAGCGACGCCGACCGCAUCUGGGCCGUGUACUCCUACUUCUGCUGGAAACGGACGGACAUAACGUCCGUAGAGGCGCUGUCGGAGGCGGUGAAGGACCUGGUCAGUGUGGCGGGCGGCGGCGCGCAGCACCUGGCGGCGGCCGGCGCGAAGCUGGGCCUGGGCGCGCGGCGGGUGGCGGCGAUCGCGGACGUGUUGGGGCUCGAGGAGCUCAGGCGCACCGAGGAGAAGCGGGCGAAUGACCUGUGCUCCCAGCUGGAUGCACCCGCGGAGGCUGGGAACGUGGAGGAGGUGGCUCGGCUGCUCGCGGAGGGCGCCAAGCCGGACUACGAUCGUCAGGAUGCCACGACGGCCCUGAUACGAGCCUCGGCGAAAGGACACGUCGAGGUCGUGACCGCGCUGCUGGCGGCGGGCGCGAACACGAGCAGGAAGGACAGGGCGGGCAAAACCCCUCUCUUGGCAGCUGCCGAGAAAGGACACCUGCAGGUCAUGGCCGCACUGCUGGCGGCGGGCGCGGACAAGAACCAGCAGGGCAGGGAGGAGAAAACAGCUCUUCUGCUUGCAGCCGAGAUGGGUCUCACGGACGUCGUGGCGAUGUUGCUGGCGGCGGGCGCAGACCCAGAGGUCCAGAGUGUGAAUGGCUUCGCGGCACUGUCGCGAGCCACUGAGAAAGGACACGCCGGAGUAGUUGCGGCACUACUGGCGGGAGGCGCAAACGUUAAUGCGAAGCGGUCAACGGUUGCCACCACUCCCCUGCACACGGCUGCCGAGCGGGGCCGUCUUGACAUCAUGGCAGCAUUGCUGGCGGCGGGUGCUGACGUGGACGCGAAGGACCAUAGCGGGACCACUCCUUUGAUGAGAGCUAUCGUGCGUGGCAAAUCCGAAGCUGUAGCUGCAUUGUUGGCGGCGGGAGCUGACAAGAACGCCACAGACCAAGGUGGCAAGGGCGUUGUCGAAUCUGCCGCUUUGAGCGGAAAUGUUGCGGUCCUGGAGAUGUUGCUGGCCGCGGGAGCCGACGCGACCGCACAAGACAAAUAUCGGGACACACCGCUGCACACAGCGGCCGCGAAAGGGCAUGUCGAGGUCGUGAAGGUCCUGCUGGCGGCGGGCGCGCCCCCAACCGCUCAGAACAGAGAGGGCGUCACACCACUUAUGAAGGCUGCCGAGAUGGGGCGCAGUGACGUCGUGUCAGUGCUGCUGGCGGCGGGCGCCACGCCGGACGCAGUGGACAGGACUGGGACUACGGCUCUGACGCGCGCAGUCAAGGGAGGCCACGCUGACGUUGCGGAGAUGCUGCAGUCCUGGGCGUCAGGAUCAGGCGCCGCGCAGGGUGCCACGGCAGGCGCACACACGUAGGAAGGCACCUGCGUGAGGGAGUGGCGCAUUCGGAGUGCUGCCAUGCGCACUGCAGUGGUGAGCGCAGCGGCGCAGCCCUUGCUCUGCCGCUGAUGACAUGUGUGGGGUCUGGCCUAGCUAGCUGCUUGUGCCACGUGGCUACACGUGUAGAUGGUGGGGAUAUAGUGGGAGACCGCGGCGGUGACGUUGAUCGGCCAGCUAGGGGGCGCGCAUUGGGGGCAGGGGAGAAGAGGAUCGUGCUGUUGGUCACAUGAAUGGAUGCACAGGGCAUGAUAUGUCUCCCCUGUGGGCGAGCGCGUGACCAUAUGUCUACAGUUUCCACACAGCCUUAUGAGGAAGGGACACUUGGGCGGUUGGCCUUGUGGUGUUGGAGUGAAUAAUUUUUGCAAUGGUUUAUAGUCUUCUCUCAUUUUAUACUUUGUGUUCUUCUGCAUCAUCUGGUUUGGACUGCUGUUGAGACACGCACGACGACACGUAGUGGUGGGAGUUCCACUGUACUGGACCACUCUACUACUUUUCCAGCUCGAGUGAUUGCCCCUCAUACUCUUCAUUCAACUGACAUGAAUGUUUGUCGUAUGGAGUCGAUAACCGUGUGACGCCGGGGGCGGCUGCGCCAGUAUUGGCGAGUGGCCGGCUGGAGAGGGUGCUGGCACUGCUCCAGGAAUUGGACGCAUUGGAGGUGGUCGGGCUGACAAAGUAAGGCUGCGCCUUCAGCCGUUCAGGGCAGCCGGGAGAGGUCGUACGUAGACGGGUAGCAGAUAGACACGCGAGGGACAGUAUCCUGCCGCAAUAACGUAAAUCAAUGCUGUGAUUGUUAGACCUGGGCAUGGUGCUGUUUUGAUGGAUGGAGCAGGCAGAAAAUGGAUUGGACGCUUAGGACAAAUUAAGGGGCUGGCGUGCUAGACCGCCUGAGCAGGUAGUCCAUUACUCCUAGUCGAAGUCCGUGUGAUAACAAGGCGUGCACAGCUGCGUCGUCUGGGGUGGCGCCUCGGCAGCAUGGUGCGGCCUGCACGCACACACAUUAUGACUGCGGCCACGCCUGCUGGCUACUGGGGACGAGGUGUCGCGGGGCGGAUGGUGGUGGGCGGUGGCAAAGGCGCCGGUGGGGGCGGGGGCAGGGACUAGGGUAGGUGGCUGGUGGAGCUGAGGCCCGCGGCAUGGAUUGCGGCGGCGCAGAGGCAGCGGCGACGGGUGACCGCCAUCGCAGCUCCCGCUACCGUGAAAGCUGCAAGGUGGGUUCAGGUGCCAAGUGCCUACCAAAGGACGAUGCUGUGUAAGGCGACUUGUAC
Messenger RNA from Chlamydomonas reinhardtii, 4315 nucleotides. RefSeq lists its product as uncharacterized. The transcript has 28 exons. NCBI's taxonomy places the organism in Eukaryota, Viridiplantae, Chlorophyta, Chlorophyceae, Chlamydomonadales, Chlamydomonadaceae. The record is from RefSeq and is a predicted model, not a curated record. Gene Ontology annotation, molecular function: protein binding. The coding region runs from base 144 to 3026 and encodes 960 amino acids.